UGCCUCUGUUGAAACUAUACUCGUUUGUUCUAAUUGUCCUCUUGAUCCCCAUCUGUCCAUCGUACCACAGUAAACAAACACAUAGGUGGGGUUUUUGGGGUGCAGGUACAGAUGCUGAGCCCAUCACAUCUGAGAUCACCGCCAUCCCCCCAGCAUUGUCCGCGCAUUGUCCGCGCUACCCCCUCCGACUUCCCGCAGACCUUCUAUCUAUCUAUAUCGCCUACCAACAGUCCAUGUCGACAAUGUGACGAGAUAUCCGGCGUCUUCACUAUAGUGUCACUGCUGCAAGCCGUCGCGUCACGGAGCAGUCAUCACAGGCCUAUUAUCUUUUGUACUUGGCUCCUUCUCCGGGCAACGAUCGUCAUCACUUCCAACAUCCUCCACGCAGCUACCCACCUGGGCAUCGUGAACCUCCUACCUUGGUUGGCACCACCUCUUCUCACAACUUGACUCUCACCCAGAGGCCGUUGACGGCCCUGUUAAUACUCACAGCCUCCUCGUUUUAAUACCCAGCUUCAAGACCGGCCCGGCACCAUGGUGUCCGAAGAGGCCUACGAACUCUGCCUCCCCAUCCUCCGGGACUCAACCAUCGAAGAUGAAGACAAGACAGAUAAGCUCGAGGAGCUUCUAAAGAAAGAGACGAGCCUCACUGGCAGCAGCCUAGAAAAUGCGAUCCUAGAUAUCCUUUGGCGCCACCGCGAGAGCUCAACAAAUACAAACUCCCCUCCUUUAAUGCGCCAUACAGUCCUGAGACGAGCAUCACCCGCCUCAUGGCAAAUACCCCGGCCAAAUGGACCCUCCGCGAACUCGUCGCCCCGUUUAGGGGUCAGCCCCCUGGUGCCCCCGGGAUUCGUGCCUUCGUCGUACCGAAACAAGCCAUCGAGCAUCAACUCGCCCUUUACCUCCCCUCGCCCAUCGCCAAGGCUAAACUUCUCCAGCCCUGCGAUACCUCAUAGUCCUAGCCUCAAUGCAUACGAAUUCCCAACAGAUACGGGCCCGACACAAGAUAUAUAUGGUGACCUUGGGAGCGAUAAUGUCGAUUGGAUUGUCAACGACGAUGCUGCUGCUGCUGCCGCAUCCUCAAAUGCAAGUGGCGGCCAUAGCGGACUCAAUGCUGCUGCUGCUGAGUUUGUACAGCCGCCCCAGCAGACAGAUAUGAGCCCUAUGGAUAUGCUUCGCUCAGUUCUUGGCCCAACCAAGUCAGACGAAGAGCUCAAAGUAGCGUUAGCAAUUCAUGGCUACGAUCUCAGCGCAGCGAUCGCCGCUCUUAUGGAAGGGCAGCCUACCGAUAGCGUGAACCAGCAGAACCAUGCGAAUGAAAUUAAAGCCAUAUUGAUUGGCAAAUCUAUGACACCAGACCUCGCGAGACCGCUCACUCCUGCAGGACAGCAGCGAAACGGUGUCGUUUGUAGGUUCUGGCUUUCGACUGGGUCGUGCCUCCGUGCGGAUUGCCGGUUUAGUCACGACCUGAGCAACCAUAUCUGCAAAUACUGGGUGAUGGGCAAUUGCCUCGCCGGCGACACAUGCAUAUUUUCCCAUGACCCAUCCCAUUUCAUGAACCGCCUAGCCCUCGACGGCAGCUGCACGCCACCGCUGCAAAAUGCGCAGCCAAAUAUACAAUUUCAGGACCCUAAUAGCUUCCCAUCGCUCCAGCCUCCAACGCCAGAUCAGUGGGGAAACUCUUAUCAAACCGCAGCUUUUUUUAACUACUCAAAUAUGGGCUUCACGCCCCCCACUGGUUUCAAGGCCCUCCAGGGCUACGCAAGCGACGGCUCGAAUAACAACAGAUCGAGACCAACAAGCCGCGCCAGAGACACCCCCGCAGCACCAGCUCUAGACGACAACGAAGCCUUCCCCUCCCUCGGCGCAGUCUCCACACGAGGAGGCAAAAAGCACCACGGCAAGCGCAGCAACCACGCCAAAGAGCCACCCGUCCCCAGCUCCCUCGCUGAAGUCGUCAAGAUGUCACCCUCGCCCGGCCCCGGCGCCCUGCGCCAGGAAAUCAAGAAGCUCGGCCGCAACGGCAGCUCCUCCAGCAUGCGCAACGGCGAGAACACCGCCGCGGCCCAGGCGAUCCCGAGUCCGCAGCACGUUCCAUGGCUCGAGACGGGCGAGAAGGCGAAUAAGGCGUACCUCAAGGCCAGGUCGGAUGCUAUUAAGCACGGUGGCUUGAGGAAUAAGUUUUUGCAGAGUGCCGCACAAGCAUGGAACCGCAACGACGCCCGCGCCGCCAAAGCCCUCAGCCUGCGCGGCCAAUCCGAAAACGACCUCAUGCGCAAAGCGCACCGCGAAGCAGCUCGCGAGCUCUACGAAUCCCGCAACAAGCCCUCCGCCACCUCCACCUCCACCGCAGAAGUCUACGUCGAUCUGCACGGCCUGCACCCCGAAGAAGCCGUCGAUUACCUGGAGAAGGUCCUCGUUGAGCACGCCGCGAGCGCGAGGCCCGUGUAUGCGAUUACGGGGACGGGACACCAUAGCAAGAAUGGGAAGGAUAAGGUUGGGAAGGCCAUCAGGGGGUUCCUGGGGGAGUGGAGGUAUGCGUAUAGAGAGUUUUCGGUGCCGGGGGAUCGGAAUAAUGUUGGGGGGAUUUUGGGGAUUGAUGCGAGGAGUUUUGAGAGGAGGGAGGGUGCUGCUGGUGUUGGGGGUGUUGGGGGUGUUGGGGGGAGUGGUGGGAGUGGUGGGGCGGAGGCAGCGGCUGGGAAGGAGAAUGCGAAUGCGAAUGGGAAUGUGGAGAAGGACGUGCGGAAGGUGCAGCAGAAACCGGAGGAUCUGUUGGCGCAGGGGCAUGAGAUUGGGGAUGGGAAGGUGAGGAUGCUGGUUAGGGAGCCGCCGAAGGGACCGGCUGCGAGUAGGGCCCGAUAACGGGGUCCGGUGAUUAUGGUGGGUGAAGGAAGAAGAAUUAAAUCAGUUAAAACUUAUGCGUCU
Molecule: messenger RNA, 2925 nt
Organism: Pseudogymnoascus destructans
Lineage: Eukaryota; Fungi; Ascomycota; Leotiomycetes; Thelebolales; Thelebolaceae
Exons: 4
Coding region: 535-2862 (775 amino acids)
Biological process (GO): negative regulation of DNA-templated transcription
Cellular component (GO): nucleus
Molecular function (GO): RNA binding; metal ion binding
Source: RefSeq, a predicted model, not a curated record